AUGGCCGUCGCAUUCGCGUCGACCACGCAGCAGACGCGACAGCAAAGAUGGCCGGUUCGCUACGCCUGCGCGCUGCGUCGGCGGGAUGAUGUCUGUGCACGCUGCCCAGCGGUGCGGCAACUCCUGGACGAGGCCCCUUCCUUGUGGCCGCCUGACCUGGAUACAGUGCUCAUCCGCCGUGCUCCACCAAGCAGCUUCCUAGCGCUGGCGCGUGGAAAGUGGAGGAGGCUCCCCCGAGCAGCCGGCCUGCACAACUUGAUCCUGGAUGCGGGCGAGCUGGUCGCCAGUGGCUUCGUCAUGCAGUUGUCUGCAUUCCGCUGGGAUGCCCUUGGCUGCGUUGAGGCCCUUCUGUGGCUCAUUGGUGGUAUCUUGGCCGCGCUCCAACCGGGUGGCACAGCGGCUGCUGCGGUAGUGGCAGAGCCGAGCGACUACCUGGCCAGCUUUGUCCGAGCCUUUCCUGUGGACGUGCACGUCCUCAACAGUUCACCGCGCGCAGUUGUCAUCGCGACGGCCAAAGAAGCCAUCACGGUGCAGCAGAUUGAGUCGGUUGUGCGGCGAGAGGUGACGGAGGAGCGCUCCCACGGGCGGUAUGCCGACAUCCUGCGAAAUGCCUUGUCAGGCACAGUCGCGCAAGAACAGCGCCCUCUGCGCCUGCUGGAUGUGGGUGGCGGGGAUGGGCACAUGGCGGAAUGGUGGACCGACAUGGGCUGCGACGUUCACCUCUUGGAGGUGGAUGCCGACUGUGCAAAAGCCGCUGUGGCCCGGCUGGGCCAGGAGCGCGUAGCUCUCCAUGAUGGCAGUUCUGCCUGGCCAUAUGCAGAUGGUUCCUUUGACGUUUGCCUUCUGCUUUUCGUGCUGCACCACAUUGGCGAGGAAAGGGACCUGCAGCGGACACUCGCAGAAGCUGCCAGGGUGAGUCGCCGAGUUUUCGUCCUCGAGGACCAGCCUCGACACGCGGAGUCCGCAGGACUUGCGAAGCUGGCAGUGGCCGUCACCGCUGAACAUUUCCGGCCCUUUGGCCAAGACCCUGCGAAAUAUCUUCGCAACAUCCGCCCGGACGACACCUGGCGCGCGCUCUUCCGCGCGGCGGGGCUCCACUUGCAGCGCGCAGUGGAAAUUCCCGGUACCCUUCAACAUCCUGUGCCGCACACCUUCUACGAGUUGCGUGUGGACGGCAAGGAAAAGCUUCGGCCUGGGGCUUCGGCCCUAACACCUUCAUACGACGAGCCCUAG
Molecule: messenger RNA, 1233 nt
Organism: Symbiodinium natans
Lineage: Eukaryota; Dinophyceae; Suessiales; Symbiodiniaceae
Source: the annotation of a GenBank genome assembly